This is a messenger RNA of Naegleria fowleri, 1836 nucleotides long. RefSeq lists its product as uncharacterized. NCBI's taxonomy places the organism in Eukaryota, Heterolobosea, Eutetramitea, Acrasida, Naegleriidae. Bases 1 to 1836 code for a protein of 611 amino acids. The transcript is spliced from 6 exons. The record is from RefSeq and is a predicted model, not a curated record.
AUGUCUCUACCUUCAACACCCACAAAAACAUCAUCUCCAAGUAAGAAACAUCAUAAAAGGCCGAACGUGUUUGAACGACUCUCAAAUCCAAUGAAUUUCACUGGUGUUUACUUGGAGAGAUUUAGAUCGGGAGGAAGUCUCAAUGCAGAGGCUCCAUCAGGAAAUAUCAACAGUUUGGCUGAGAUUCUGAGGCCAUCGGUCAAGAGCUCAACAUGCGUCCACAUCUCAUUCGGGUGGGAUCCAGGACAACACAAAAACAGUGGACUUGUUCACGAUACACCAGCUACCAGGAAUAAUCCCUAUCAUACAUCCACCGGAAAUUCAGCCUUGGCAGUUCCCUUUAAGGCUAAAUCGAUGGAAGAAAGCUCCAUGAAGAAAAGACGAAAAUCUUUGAGUGCUUUGUCCUCUCCUCAUCCUCUUCAAUCUCCUAUUUUCAAUUCAGAAUUGCCAAUGGCAACAUCAUCAUCCUUGAGAACUCCUUCAGUCAGCAGCAUCCAAAGACCGAGUAGUGCUCUACCUUCUGUUAGAAACGAUUCCGAGGAUCUAAUAUUAAGCAAAUUACGAUUAACAACAAACUUAUUUGACGAAAGCCAAGCUCCAAAUGAAAAACCAGAACACCAAGAGAAUCUGUCAGAACCAGUCAGCCCAACCCUUCAUCAACAUUGCUCUGAGAAACAACAAGAACGGCCUGCAUCAGCAAAUGCUCUUUUGAACCAUCCAACUGAAGAAAACAUCUCUCAACACGCCAAACGAUCACCAAUUACCAUUUACGACCGAUUAUACGAUUCAAGUACUUACACUGGAGUGUACAAGGAACGAUUUGAAUCAGGAAAUGGUUGCAUCAAUGGCUCUUCGGAGUACUACCCUGAGAAUGCAAUGCAGUCAGCAUGUCCAGAAAAACGAGUCCAAAGAACCCCUACUAGUAAGAAUUCAUCUCUCAAAAAUAAUGUUGCAAAACUGCAUUACGAGAGAUUUGGAUCUCCGAUGGCCAAAGACAAACUCAUUUUCGUUGUGGGUUUAGGAACUUCGUGGCAUUGGUGGGACAAGCAAGUACACUAUUUCAGUAGCCGACAUCACGGCGAAUUUGAAAUUCUCGUAAUUGACAAUCGAGGAAUUGGUAAAUCUCCAGAUAUUCCGUUUACAUUUCGCUAUUCUAUGAAAGAUAUGGCCAAUGACAUCAUGCACAUAUUGAUGGACUUGCAAUGGAUUGGCAACAAGGGAAAUAUAAAUCUGCAUUUAGUUGCACAAUCCAUGGGAGGCCUUAUUGCUACAGAGAUACUAAGAUGGGAGAAUGCUUACUUUCCGCACUUGAAUAUUAGCCAUUUCAAGACUGUCACACUUCAAAAUUCGUUUCGAACAAUUUAUUCAAGAGAAGCAACACCAAUGCUUGACACUGUUCUCUUCUUGGUCAAAUCCGGUACCAUUGGCGUGCUCUCGUUGGAAAUCAGAAUGAAAUAUGUGCUCGAACAAAUGUUUUCGAGUGAUUAUGUCGGAAAACAUUACGAGGAUUUGUACAAACGAUACUCGCCCAUGUUUAGUGAUUUAAGAACGAUUGGACAGAUGAAACAAAUAUUUGGAAUUUUAACUCAUUAUGUGUCUGAAAAAGAAUUUAUUGAAGCCUAUGAAAAGGUGCCCAAAGUUCUGCUCGUGUCCAGCAAGUUUGAUCGCAUGGUGCACUCAGAUAACACGCCCCACAUGCUAAGACUGUUGCAAAAUAGUACCAAUGUUCAAAGAGUGUUAGUUACUAGAUUGUAUGAGAAAGAAUCAAACGGCCAUAUCAUUAAUUCAGAGCAACAUGAAGAUUAUAAUGACUUUUUGUACAAAAAUUUGAAGUAA